This is a messenger RNA of Porites evermanni, 4939 nucleotides long. The record is from the annotation of a GenBank genome assembly. Lineage: Eukaryota; Metazoa; Cnidaria; Anthozoa; Scleractinia; Poritidae.
GAUGAUGAUGGUGGUGAUGAUGACUACGACGAUGAUGCUGAGGACGACAAUGAUAGCAAUGUUGACGAUGGUAAUGAUAACAAUGUUGAUGACGAUGAUGCUGACGAUGAUGAAGACGACAACGAUGAUGACGAUAAUAAUGAUAAUAAUAGUGACGGAAACCCAGAGCUCAGUUACUGGCCAUUGCGUGUUUACCUGGUAAGAAUCAGACAACUAAUUCAAAGGUUCUUCAUCAAUAGCUUCUUCAAGAGAUGGCUAAGAACGAGCCAGCUUCAUAGGUUUAAUGCAAGGGCCUAAACAUUGCACCGAGAGGACUAAGCGAAAACUAAUCUUUGAAAAUGCGUUCUGUUGAACUGCAUGUAUUGUCUCGACACAGUUGUCAGCUUCCUCUGCUUUACUUACUGACAUUAGGACAGCUUGGGAUUCAAAAUUUCAUCAAAUGAAUUUUGCUUGCAUGUAAUUUAAUUAAAAAUUAUAACAAUAAUUGAAUUGGAAGUAGGCAUUGAUCGCAAUUGCUUCAAUGAUAAAAUUAAAGCUAUUAAUAAGAUUUUUUAAAUGCACGACGAAAAUAUUCUGCAGCAAUAGCAAAGUAAAGCUGGGAGAUCUUGUUUAAAAAUUAAAUAAUAAAUUGUACUUUCUGUUUUUGUCCCAACAGCUUCCAGGAAAAGAGUGCUAUUGGGUGUGUCUAUAUAUCAUGUUGGAGGAAGACUGUAGAUGUAUGCCAGCCAAGUAUACUUUGUGCAGCAUUAGAAACUAAGCGAAGAUCAACUUGAGACUUCGAUAGACUUUAUAAUAUUUAAGAAAGGCCCAUGUUUAUACAGACUUGUUGUUGCACCACUCGUGUUUAAACUUUGUAAACUGGGCAUCCUAAUCCGUACUAAGUCUGAACUUGGGCCUAAUAUAAUUAUUUUUCGAACACCCUUCUGUAAGAGACCUUGUGGAAUUCAUAUCUUUACUGGUUUCUCGGAGAAAACUGGGUGGGCCUAUUUUCCACUGUUAUUUUUUCUUAGAUGUGUAUCGACGUUAAAAGCUAAACGAAGUGGCAGUGCUUACAUUAUUACCAGUAUGAAACUCCUUUAACAUAUUGCUCUAACGAGAAGAGCUAAACAAUUUUACACAUGAUUCACAAAUGACCACGCACGUGACUGAUGGCGCGGGACCGGUGAGGCGCGAACUGCGUGACUCUCACGCACGCGUGUACUCCCCUCAUUAAAUCUGAGGAGGAAGAGGCUGCUUACAGUCUAUUUCGUGCCUGAAGAACGUGGCCGAGUAUAUAGCGAAUAAGGGAGCCAUUAUGUAAAGAAAGAAAGCUAUUUUACAAUAAUGGAAGUCUUUCUUGCAUUCAUUUAUGUAACUUGUUUUAUCAAUUCGGCUGCGAAAAUUAGAGAGUACUUGGAACUUCUGAAUUCUUCUUAAUUAAUGCCACAAACGCUGACUUUAUAGCUUAACAUGUAACAUAAACAGCAAUAACCAUCUAAUGCAUGAAGAUUUUGAGAGGUUCCAAGGUAACGUCUUGCCUGUAUCUGAAUUCGCGAAAAUGGUCUGCAAAAAAAAAAAAUAGAUAAAAAACUUAUUGUGACUAUCUGCUGAGUGAUAGGUAAGGAAUCAUAGCUUUCAAUCCUUUUACAUUGGUUCAAUGAAUGGUUAGCGUUUGCUAGCGCUUAAGAGGUAAUGAAAAAUGAAACGAACCACGAGAAGACUACGCUAAAUGUGCUGAUACAUGCACCUAUUCUCAUGUAUUAAAACUGAUUCAUUCAGGCGUUAGUUGGAUUCAAACCGCGAUCUUUGUCUUGGUUACAGGCCUUGUGCUCUUAGUCCACCAAGCAAGUUUCAAAGUAGAAUCUCAAACGAUCCACUGAAUCUGUUUGAUGAUAGCUUAAAGAAAUGAAUUGGAUGUCAGCAGUGGACUCUUUAAUCGGUUCUCCAACUUCUCAACAAGCCAGUGUUUUGGUAUCACUUCCUCUGUUUUUAACAAGUAUUUCAUUUAGGUCAGAGAUCGACAGAGACGUCCGGCCGUGUUAUGGCAGUUCUGAACUCAACUAUCGUCAGCAGUGAUCUAUAACCUGUAAGUACCAGAAUGUACAAAUUAAAGAGCUUUACGGUCAAUUGUGCCCUUGCUGCACCAAAGUCGUGACUUUAUAGAUAAACUGGCUUCUGUUCCAGAGGGAUUCCAACCGUUGAACAUUGCUUCGUUAGUAAGCAAAUUGAAAUGAAAUAUUUUCAUGAGAUUCAAACGCCAGGGCCUCUGAAGGGCCUCUGUCAUGAUGCAACGUUUGCUUUGAUGACCUGCUUUUAGAAUCUCUUUUAUUUAGGUCCUGGUAGUUCAGAAGUUGUCUCAGCUCCCAGUUGUUACAUAUAGAUUGUUUUCACUCACGUGACCAGCAUCCCUGCAAAUUGACUGGAUCAAAAGAAUUCGUUUGCUUAAGAAAAGAAGUCAACUCAUAGAGGACUGCUUUGGAGCACCAACAUGGCUGCCGUCUUGACACAUCAAUAUGGCCGCUGUGACGUCAUGUGAAAACGCUCUCUAACCGGCCCAGUGACGUAGCUGUUGAUCACGUGACCCUACCUACAAGAUUCAAGGUGUGUACCAGAAAGGAAGGAAAUAUUCAACCAAAAUAUUUUAAAAUGACCCAAAAGCCUUUGAUGAUUAUUUCAGGCCAUGACUUUAAUUCCAGUAAUCAUCCAAUUGAGUUCAACGAAGAUGACCCUCGUGUCUUAAUGGAAUUAUACAAAUCGAAGAGUCACUUCCAAAACAGAGCUUAAGAUACUGUCUAGACCAAAACUACAAGGAAGAACACACAUCCAAGGAUGAAAACGGAUCAAUACCAGUAUUUAGUUGUAAUAACGAGAGCAAACUAUUACUUGCUUUCUAAAUCCUUGUUCUUCAGAAACCUUACAUUUAUGUCAGAAAGUCGCUGAUGUCUUAGAAUAGAAGAAAUCUGGAAGUCUCUUCAAUAGUGAUUUGAACAAAAAACUAAAUUUCUUGUUCUUGAGAUGAAUUUUAUUUAGAUCCGAACUGACUUCAGAUGUGACGCCUCCUCAACGAUAGCUGCUGUCAUGAAAUCCUAGCCAUUGACAUUGAAAAAUUUUCAAUGCCUGUCUUUCACCAAAUAAUGUGGAAGCACUUGUCUGAAAUGAAAUUAGAAUCGGAUCGAAACUGUGGGCGGAAAAUUGUUAAAAAAAGUUUUGUAGCGAAUUAAAUGGACUAAAUAAGCAUGUAUUAAAACUGCCGAAAGCCGCAGAGAAAAAGAGGGGUAACUCCACCUUUAUUCGGUCAGAACCUUCACUUACAGCCUUGUCUCCUUUUUUCUAGAGACUGAAAUGAAGGAAUUGUCUGGUGAGGCUCUGUCAUGAGUAGAUCUGGAAUUAUGGUUGGCAUGACAACUGUUGUUAUGUUGCUUGGUGACGAUGACGACGACAAAGUAAUGAUGUCAGCGGCAACGGACAACAGUGGUGUUGAUGAUGAAGCCAAUUCAAUGACCUUCUUUAGCAGGUGAAACGUAAAUUGAAAAUUUAACUAGAAAUAGGUUUAUCGCAGAACCUAGGGAAGCCUCGGGCAAAGUCGUUCCCAGAGUCCUCUUGGUGGAUGAGUGGAUGAGUAAGAGAGGGACCUGGGACCGUGGUUGGUUUCGGGUUGGAUGGUUACGUGUUAAAUGAUAGGGAUGGGAGGGUGGGUAGAAAUAAAGCAAAUUGACUAGCUCACGCGACUAAAAUAUCACAACAGAAAAGUUAAAAGGGAUUUGGGUUUUCCCGAUAGUUCGGAUGGUCUUGGCGCUCUUCUCAGAGGAUUUACAAAAGGCUAGUAGGGAUAAAACUGAAAUUAAUAGCUUACAAAUAAAACACAUGAUAGACUCAUUUGAAAGACAAAAGAAAAGAAAAAUGCGAAAAAGGUAAAUAAAUGAGGAAAAAUGGAGCAAAAAUGAACUUAAAAUAUGAAAUAACUGAAAGUAACGAAAGAUAAAUAGAAAUCUAGUAAAAUUAAAUAAUAUAUAAUAAUGAAAUUGAAAAUAAAGUCAAAUAAAUAAUAUAAUAAAUUAAUAAUAAGGAUAAUCGUGAUCACGAUAGUGAUAAUAGUUAAUAGAAAAGGAAUUAACAGCAACGAAAACUACUUGAUUGGUUUUUGAAACCGUAACUGCAAGGACAGUAAUUAAAGCAGUCACGUUGCAAAAAUUCAGCUGGAAGUAUUUUUGAUUUUUAAAAUCAAGUCACUUUAAAUGUUUUUCCUUUCCUGUUACUAUCAUUAUACUCAUUAGUAUCAUAGUUAUCUGCUAUAUUUAAUUUAUGAAUAUUUUCCCAAGUUUCUUUUUGUUUCGUUCUUUCUAUAUAUUUGCCUUUUUUUGUCUUUAUUCUUUUGUGCGUAAGUUAUUGUUUUUAAGUUUUAUUCCCACUGACCAAUAUUAUUUUCAACCAGUUUAAAUUAUUGUAUCACAUUUUCAACCGUGCCGCUUUCAUGCUAUAUAAGGACGGUCUAACUAUCCGAAAUAUCUGGAAACGCCCUGUCGUUUUUGUCUUUGCUGUUUUGUUAUCAUUUUGUUAUUAUGUGUUACACGAAUUGACCCAAAGAAGGAGUGAGAAAAAAAAACUAAGCUUUGAUGAUAAGUUCAGUUAAACGUUUGGUCUUGACAUCUUGAGAGAUUUAGGAGCAGUAAACGUUAACAAGCUGGGCAGCCAUGAUGAGGCACCUUGAUGUAAAAAGGUCUGACGCCUGUUUUUUUUAACGUUGCAUGGAUGAUGAUGAUGAUGAUGAUGAUGUGAUGAUGACGACGACGAGGAUGCCGAAGACGAUGAUAAUAAUGAUGUUGACGACGAAGAUGAUAGCAAUGUUAAGGACGGUGUUGAUAACAAUGCUGACGACGAUGAUGCAGACGACAACGAUGAUGAUGAUGAUGAUGAUGAUGAUGAUGAUGAUGAUGAUGACGGGAACCCAAAGCUCAGUUAA